AUGAAGGAGAGUCGUCUUCUUCGAAUGCGGGAGCACGAGCACGAGUACAACAAGCACGACUCGGAGUCGGAGGGUCCGAUCGCCAACGUGUGGUUGGAGGAUUUGGUGGUCAGGCGGGUUCGGGCGUUGCAUUGGAGGGAGGAUCUUAUUGCUGAUAACCCUGAUUUUGGGGUUUAUGGACGGGGCCAUUGGCCGGAUGUUUAG
Coprinopsis cinerea okayama7#130 is the source of this 204-nucleotide messenger RNA. RefSeq lists its product as hypothetical. Bases 1 to 204 code for a protein of 67 amino acids. NCBI's taxonomy places the organism in Eukaryota, Fungi, Basidiomycota, Agaricomycetes, Agaricales, Psathyrellaceae. The record is from RefSeq and is a predicted model, not a curated record. The transcript has a single exon.